UCGACCAACCAAUUAAGUUGCGCAGAUGCGUCGGAACCUCCCGAAAAGACCCUCUGACGCACACGCACGGGGGCGCGGCUCGCCUGUGUGCUUUGCGCCCUGCUAUGGGGCACAGCACAACACCAUUGCGCGGUUCCACUCUAGAACACAUGCCUCAUGACACACCCGAGCAGCGGCCGGGAGGUGAAGCCACGCAGACACCUGCCGCCGCCGCUGCUGCUGCUGAAAAAAACAGCAGCAGCAGCAGCGGCGGCGGCAGCGAGGUUGAGCCUGGCGCUCUUCCACAAUUUUCUUACUUUUGACCAACUCCCCCUUCGUUUCCUCCGGCGUUCUCUUUACGACGGUGAGGCUGCCGCGUUUGAUAGCGCGCCGCGUGUUAUCUUCUGCUAACGCGGCAACCAUACACUGCCCCCUCCUCUCUUCAAACUUCGUUUGUUUUGAUUCAGCUUUCGCGCAACGCGCCUCCUGCUGCCAAACGGCGCGGACCU
Molecule: messenger RNA, 488 nt
Organism: Ectocarpus sp. CCAP 1310/34
Lineage: Eukaryota; Phaeophyceae; Ectocarpales; Ectocarpaceae
Source: the annotation of a GenBank genome assembly